CGAGACCGCCACUUACUGUUUGCCACUAUCGUAGGCAUGUAAAAUAUCGAUAAGUUUAGGCACCUGCUUCUUUUGCCAGGGAUGCAACACCAAAACACGAUGGGUCCCUUAGCACGCACGUUUGAUAGUUUCCUUCCUCGCAAUAUUGCCAGCUUUCAGUUGCCCACACGUCGCCUCUUAGCAUGGUCUGAUAACACGCCGUUCGAGAAUUGGACCUAUGUUGUUGCCUGCCUUUUCCUCACCCUCUUUGCGGGGAUCAUGAGUGGCUUGACGCUGGGUUUGUUAUCUCUAGAUACAGUGGAACUGGAAGUCCUUCUGCGUUCCGGUACAGCCAAGGAGCAAAAAUAUGCUCGCAAGAUUAUGCCAAUUGUCUCCAACAGCCAUUUUUUGCUCGUAACACUGCUGCUUUGUAAUGCUGUGGCUAUGGAGGCUUUACCUCUAUUCCUAGACAACUUAGCGGACCCAGUGACCGCCGUCGUCGUGUCUGUGACCGCGGUGCUUUUCUUUGGAGAAAUCGUGCCGCAAUCGGUCUGCAGCAGGUACGGUCUGCGGAUUGGCGCCACGCUGGCUCCCUUCGUGCGGCUGCUGAUGUGGCUGUGCAGCCCCAUCGCCUGGCCCACCGGCAAGCUGCUGGACCUGCUGCUGGGGGCGGACCAUCACACGCUGUUCAGGAGGCGGCAGCUCAAGGAGCUGGUCAGCAUCCACGCGGAGGAUGCGGGGCUGGGCGGCGCUCUGACCCGCGACGAGAUCAAGGUGAUCACGGGCGCACUGGACCUCACCAGCAAGGUGGCCUACCGUGCCAUGACGCCGCUGGACAAGGUGUUCAUGCUGUCCAGCUCCGACCGGCUGGACGAGGCGACGCUGCGGGCGGUGCUGCGCAGCGGUCACAGCCGCAUCCCCGUGCACGCGGCUGGGGAGCGCAGCCAGGUGGUGGGGCUGCUGCUUGUGAAGGAGCUGCUGCAGUACCGGCUGGGCAGCAGCGAGGUGGUGCCGGUGGACAUGCUGAGGAUGCGCAGCAUUCCCAGGCUGCCCGCCACCACGCCCAUGUACGACAUGUUGCGCCUCUUCCAAACCGGCCGCUCGCACAUUGCCGUACUCACCCAGCCGCCGCGCGGGGAGCUGCGGCGACUGCUCAAGAUGGACGCCACCGCCGCGCGCAGCGGCCGCGGCCCCUCGCGCGGCAGCGGCAUGAACCGCGGCAAGAGUGCGGUGACCGCCGUCGACGACGGCGCGCAGUCGGCUUUCCCCGACGGCGCCGUCAGCGACUUGGGCCCAUUCGGUAACAGCGCGGGGGCCAUUGGUGGUAAUGCGGCGGCGGCGGCGGCGGGGGCCAUGACGCCGCCUACCUCCGUCGAAGCUACUCCCGAGGCAAGGGGCUCAGCUCUGCACGACGACCUACGCUCCAUGGCAGGAGAUACGGAAGCCGGGUACGGCGACCCAGAGGGAUACACGUCGUACAGUUUGUACGGCAGGCUUACGGACGGCAGUACGUACGCGCCGAGUAUGAUGGACCGACAGGACAGUUACAGCGGCGUCAUCGGCGGUGGCGGCGAGAGUACGACAGGUGGGGAGUACAUGAUGACGACGCCGCUGCCACUGAGCCGCCAGGGCAGUGAGGCGACGGAGGCGAGUGCGGUCAGUCGUCAGGGCAGCGCUCCGGAGCCGUUGAGACGGUUGGACGACGACUUGGUCGCCAGCGCGGAUUUGGAAUCCACGUCGGCGGUUAGGACGACCCCCGACGGCACGCCGGCGGCGGCGGCGGACGCCGGCGGCAGAGGAGGAGGCGCGCAUUCGGCUAUUCAUCGGUCGGCGUCAGUGCCGACGACGACGGCUGGGCCGCACUCGCACCGGCGCACUCGCAUGGGGCUAGAGGCGGACGCCGCUGCAGCGGCGGCGGCGUCAGCAUCGUCUGGGGUUGGCGGCGGCCUGGGGAGUAUAUGCAGCCCCGGCGACAGCACCCACGGGACCCACGGGUCUGCACUCUUUGCGGCGCUUGAGGAGGCAGCCGGCGGCAGCGGUGAGGGCCAGGCUGGAACCUCCAGUGGGCAUGCUUACGCGGUGCCGUCGGCGACGCCGGCUGCUGCUGCUGCUUCGGCGUCAGCACGGCUUCAUUUGCAGGAGCAUGAGGAGGGAUGCCAUGAUGCGGGUCUGGAAGAGGACCCGGAGGAGCCUGAGGAGGGGCGGCCCAUUGGCAUCAUUACCAUUGAGGACGUGAUUGAAGAGCUCAUUCGUACGGAGAUCGUGGACGAGACGGACCGCUACGUGGACAACAACCGCCUCAUCCGGGUCAACCCGGUGCUGCUGGCGCAAUCGCUGCCCGAGCACCUGGCGCGUGUGCUGGCGGUUGCGGGGGCGGGC
Astrephomene gubernaculifera is the source of this 2358-nucleotide messenger RNA. The record is from the annotation of a GenBank genome assembly. NCBI's taxonomy places the organism in Eukaryota, Viridiplantae, Chlorophyta, Chlorophyceae, Chlamydomonadales, Astrephomenaceae.